Messenger RNA from Rhipicephalus microplus (southern cattle tick), 1145 nucleotides. RefSeq lists its product as uncharacterized. NCBI's taxonomy places the organism in Eukaryota, Metazoa, Arthropoda, Arachnida, Ixodida, Ixodidae. The record is from RefSeq and is a predicted model, not a curated record. Gene Ontology annotation, molecular function: sequence-specific DNA binding.
CAGCCAAUUCAUCAGUCUACAAUGGCACCUUGGUUUGCCAAUGGCCGCCUCCAGAGGGCCAGAGCCUUCCUUCAUUAAGCAACGCCGAGCUGCACAAACGCAUGCUGGAUCUCGAAUCUAAAUUGGAAAGUGCUCGACGUAAAGUGCAACUGGCGAACCGUAUCAAGAACAAAGUGACUAAAGAAUAUGAGAAACUGAAGGCCGAGCUGUCUCACUACUUGGCCCCGGAUCAGCUGAACUCUAUGGCGAAGAAUUCGAGGGGGUCACUGUGGUCGGAGGACACCAUUCGUAAAGUGCUGAAAGUGAGACUGGCCUGCGGGUCCCGUGGUUACAACCUGGCCAAGAAAACCCUCGCCCCUCUGCCAUCUCAACGUACGCUGCAGAGGCAUUUGGAAGUACUGAAGUCCACACCGGGCGCAGUGCCAGAACUCCUACAGGCCCUCUCUGAUGAGGUCAACAGCAUGGAGGACCCCGAAAAACAAGUCAUUGAUGUUGGUGAAGUUGAAAUCCAGCCCGAUAAGACUGUUGACCUAAAUAGUGAACAGGUACUCGGCAUAUCGGCAGACCCGUUGACGGACACUCCCGAGUGACAUAUCUUCGAAUGCGUUGACUCUCAGUUCCGAAUGUACGACAUGUGUUACAAACAUUGUCGUUGAUACGUGUCGUACGUUGAGAUGAGUUUUGGCACGCACUGUCACAUGGCAGAAAUGGCAGUGUGCCUUGUAGAAACUAUCUAUAAAGUUGGCAUCAUCGGAAAGUGCUUUUUUAUGUUAUCGAAUGCAGUUGCAGUCGAUGUCCUGCUUUCUAGUCAUCCCACCUAAGAUUUGAGUGUCAAGUGUAGGACCCACUCGCACGACAUGUGAAGCCGAAGAAGAGAUGGUACACGUGUUGUCAGGUCUAUGCAAUACACACCACAGUGAUCCAUGUUUUGUUAGAAUCUGCAUUAACGUAAGAGAACAUUGUUCUUGUUGUUUGUUUUUUAGGCAUCUUGUUCUCAUCUUGGUACAAAAUAUUCGAGCUUAUCGAAGUCAGUGGUUCUGCAUGGUUUGUGUUCAAGUUUUUUGUUGUAACUUUUUGUCAUGUAGAAUACGUGCGCCUGCAUACAUUUAAAUAAUAUAACUCGAAAACGAUACUUCGUCUGCAAA